Vitis riparia (riverbank grape) is the source of this 990-nucleotide messenger RNA. Its product is annotated as ras-related protein Rab7. Bases 235 to 855 code for a protein of 206 amino acids. The transcript has 7 exons. Gene Ontology annotation, molecular function: GTP binding; GTPase activity. NCBI's taxonomy places the organism in Eukaryota, Viridiplantae, Streptophyta, Magnoliopsida, Vitales, Vitaceae. The record is from RefSeq and is a predicted model, not a curated record. Gene Ontology annotation, cellular component: vacuolar membrane.
AGUGUCAAUCAAACAGUGAUAGAACCCAAAAAGCAAAACAGAAAAGAGAAGAAGAAUGAAGAAGAACCUGGAAUCUAGCAACCCUUUUGGUUGAAUUAUAGAUUUCCAUUAAUGUCGUCAACAAAUUUCACAUGUACUCUUCCUUGUCCAACCACUUUCAAUCUCUCCAAACCAUAACAGUUCCUUCUUCGUUUCCCUUCUUUUCGCCUGAAGACCAGCUUGGCCUUGUUCACCAUGGCUGCACCAGGAAGAACCUUGCUCAAAGUCAUAGUCCUCGGCGACAGUGGGGUGGGGAAGACAUCAUUGAUGAAUCAAUAUGUGUACAAGAAGUUCAGUCAGCAAUACAAAGCUACAAUUGGGGCUGAUUUUGUCACAAAGGAACUGCAGAUUGAUGACAAAUUAGUCACAUUACAACUCUGGGACACAGCAGGGCAGGAGAGGUUCCAGAGCUUGGGGUCAGCAUUCUACAGAGGAGCAGACUGCUGUGUUCUUGUGUAUGAUGUCAAUGUACUGAAAUCAUUUGAAUCACUCCAAAGUUGGCAUGAAGAAUUCCUCAAGCAGCAGGCAGAUCCAGCUGAGCCUGAGGCUUUUCCAUUUGUAGUGCUUGGGAACAAGGUUGAUGUGGAUGGUGGGAACAGCAGGGUGGUUUCUGAGAGGAGAGCUAGGGAGUGGUGUGCUUCCAGGGGAGACAUACCAUACUUUGAGACUUCAGCAAAGGAGGAUUUCAAUGUGGACGCUGCAUUUCUCUGUGUUGCUCGAGUUGGAUUGAGCAAUGAACAUGAACAAGAAAAUUAUUUUAGAGCAAUUUCAGAAGCUGUUUCAGAAACAGAGCAGAAGGGAGGGUGUGCUUGCUGAAGUGAGAGAUCUCACUGCAACUUGUUUUGUUUGUUUGAUUCUUUAAUUUAUUUGUGUUGGUGCUGUCUGUGUAUAUUAAGCAUUCAUCAUCCCUUUUUUAUUCUUGAAAUAAAUAAGUUUAUGUUCUUGCACCAA